UUCUCUCCGUCCAUUUUUCAUACAACUGUUUCGUGGAAAUGAUCCUGUAGGCGAAAUCCACCAAUCAACAAAGAGCUGCAUCAUUCAAACGUAGCGGGCACGACACAUAAUCUACAGUGUCUGCCCCUGCGUCAAACUGUACAACCACUGUAUAUUAUCUGGAUUGUUCAGUAAGCGGCAAGCCGCAUCAGUAACAUCUUCCCUUUAAAUAUCAAUCAACAACAAGCCAAAUCUUGCAAAUAAUAUCGAGCCGGUUUUCAUUUUCAUUUCAAACACUACAAUUCAAUUUAUUUUGAGCAUAAAUAUGGAGAGCCCAUUGCCACAAAUAAUGGAGAGUACUGAUAGUGAGUAUAGACAGCCUAAAGACAGGUUAGUCACCGUACUCGAUCAAAUUGAACUUAGAGUCGAACAAUUGAGACGUGAUGCUCUGAAACUCGAGGAGGAAAAGGAUACAAUGCUAACGACACUCGAUACCCUCAAAAAUAAUGAAAUACUGGGAUUUCUCCAAGACCCUGAUAAGGACGAUGUUUUGCGGUAUGCCGAUCGACUUACCUCGAGAUGUCUUACUAUCGAAGUGAUGGUGAAAGUACAGCGUGAUCCGAUUCAAGAGGAUGCCUUGCAUCAGGUCAAUGGACUCAUCGACAGCUUGGUGAUAAGCUUGAAGACUGACUUAACAUCCACUCGUCAGCGUUGUGCUGCAUUUAUGAAUGCCUGCUCCUCCCAAUCCAGUGGCCACUCAGACAAGAUCUUCGAGUCUGUUAUCCUUGGCUGCACUCUGGAUGACCAAAAGCGCGUCAAAAAGAGACUUCAAGGACUACUUGAUUACAUCGACAAAAUGAACACAAUUGAGAUGCAAUGAGAAUCAAUGCUCUCCUCCAUCGAUGAUUGUGCCUGGCGCAUACAAAACACAUGCAACGCAUUCGAUAGUUUGAAAUAACUGAAACUGAUAUAUAUAUGGGUACUGCAGAUGAAUCAAAUUAUUAUUAUUAUCAUUAUUUCAACGUUUCAAAAAUAGGCGAAAGAUAUUGACUACCGGGAGUCUGAAUUUUUAGGUGAUAGGAAAAAAUAAUCCUGAAAAUUACUACUCCUAGAUUAUUACAUACUAUUGUAUUUACUCUCGAUAUUCACUGAUUUUUCAUCUAUAUGAGCUAUAUGAAUGUGCGUGCUUAUCUUUUUAACGUUUCAUUUAGUUUUUCAUCAAUUCCCAUGUAAAGCUAAUUAUAGGAAUUAAUUGGAAAGAGACUCUCCCAGUUACAUAUGCAUAAUAAAAUUAAACAAAAAAAAAGCUCCAAAUUAAUGGUCAAGUCGACAACUUUUUAUCUCAUUGUUAGCCCUUUUUUGGCUGAACCAUGUUAUUCCAAUCUUUUGUGAUAAGUUGAAAUAAAAACGAAAAAUAUUGAAUAUUAA
Molecule: messenger RNA, 1407 nt
Organism: Diachasma alloeum
Lineage: Eukaryota; Metazoa; Arthropoda; Insecta; Hymenoptera; Braconidae
Product: BAG family molecular chaperone regulator 2
Exons: 3
Coding region: 305-859 (184 amino acids)
Biological process (GO): protein stabilization
Molecular function (GO): adenyl-nucleotide exchange factor activity; protein-folding chaperone binding
Source: RefSeq, a predicted model, not a curated record